AUGCAUUGCCAGACACGGCCUCAAGAGAUGAACACCUCAACCUUUUUCAACAGUUACCUGCAACCUCGAGUACAACUUCAAAGACCUUUUGAUUCCAACACUUCACUCUCCAAUUCACCCAAUCUCAUCAUCAUCCACUCUCACUUUCAAACAACAGCAACCAUGCCCCCCAUUCCCCUCCACACCAACUCCCCCAUCAACCCCGCCAAAGCCUCAGGCAUAACCCCCCAAACCACCCCCCCAAACAAUGAUCAGCCAACACCAACGAAAACAACCUCUCUCCCCUCUUCAGCUGCUCCCAAUAACGGCCCACCACCACCCCAACCAGGCGCCGUUCCCCAUCUUCCUCAACCAACCUCCUUCCCAGCCUCCUCCACUGGUCCUGCUCCCCCUCAACCAGCAGCCGCCCCAGCCACUACCGCAGCACCAACAUACCCACCCCCUCCCCAGUCCUCAAUCCCCUCUCCAGAACUGCCAUACAAUCAGCGAGGAACCUCGACAGCUUUUACAUCUGCUACAACGACAGGAGCAGCGGUGUUGCCCGGCCCGAGCCCUUACGAGACUGGUGGUGGGCAGGGGUAUCAACAGAGGACGGAUUCGGGGUAUCGGCCUGGGGGAGGGGAGGAAAAUGAGGAGCAUGGUGUGUUGGGGAGUGUGAUGGGGUAUGCUAAAGCUGCGGGAGAGAAGCUGAGUGAGGCGGAGAGGGAGGUUUGGAGGAGGAUUAAUGGGGAGAAGUGA
Podospora pseudopauciseta is the source of this 738-nucleotide messenger RNA. RefSeq lists its product as uncharacterized. Bases 1 to 738 code for a protein of 245 amino acids. The record is from RefSeq and is a predicted model, not a curated record. The transcript has a single exon. Lineage: Eukaryota; Fungi; Ascomycota; Sordariomycetes; Sordariales; Podosporaceae.